Messenger RNA from Pelecanus crispus (Dalmatian pelican), 819 nucleotides. The record is from RefSeq and is a predicted model, not a curated record. Lineage: Eukaryota; Metazoa; Chordata; Aves; Pelecaniformes; Pelecanidae.
GCUGAAUAUGUACCAGAAAUGGCCAAUGACUCAGUUUGUCCUGUAGAUGCCAAGGAAGAACUCCUGGAUGAAUGUGAGAGUAUCUGGAAGCAGAUGGAAGAGUGUCAGAGCAAGCUAAUGCUUCUAGGAAUGGAAACACUGUUAAAGUCGGAUGCCAAGCUUUCCUUGUUAAUGACGCGAGUGAAAGCUUUAACAGCGGAAUAUAAUCAAUGGCAAAAAAGAAGUCCUGAAAUAAUUUCUACAAAUCCAGAUGUACUGUUAGCAUUAGGAAAAGAAGAGUUGCAGAAAGUAAAGGAUGAUCUUGAAAUGGUGCUGUCAACAGUUCAGUCAAAGAAUAAACAACUGGAGGAAGAUCUGAAAAGAGAACAGCAGUGGCAUGAGGAACAGGAGCAGAUACUAGAUGUUCUUAAUGAAAUUGAAGAAGAGACAAAAACCCAAGUUGAACAACUUUCCAAAGAAAGUCUGAAUACUAGAGCAUUUCAUGAACUGCAAAAUAAAAUGUUGAAGCUGAAGCUAUAUAAGGAAGAACUCUUGAAUUCUCUGGGUAAAUUCCUAGAAGAACAUUUUCCCCUUCCAGAGAAAGGUAGAAGUGCUAAAAAGAAGAAGAAUUCUUCUGAAGAGCCAGCUGUAGAACUGGUAACACUGCAUGAAAUUUUAGAGAUUCUUAUAAACAAAUUAAUGAGCACACCACAUGAACCCUAUGUAACAAUCAAUGACUCAUUUUGGCCACCUUAUAUUGAGCUGCUGCUGCGAUAUGGAAUUGCCCUGAGACAUCCAGAAGAUCCAAACAGAAUACGCCUAGAAGCCUUUCACAUGUAG